AAAUGUGGAAAGACUUGUCAGCUGCCUGUUUCAAUGAUGUGCAAAUCAAUAGACUGCCCAUCAAUGUCUUGCAAGGGCUGAGGGCUAAACACUGUACCAAAAGGGCGAGACCAAAAGCAGAGCCUUUUGUGCCACCAACAGUGUCACUGGAGAGAUUCUCUGCCCUGAGAGCAAAGCUGUCAACAUUUUCCCAGGCACAUGCGGGGCCACCAGCUUUUACCCCGCCUGAUCAUAUGGCCUAGGAAGUCCAGCCAGCCCAACCCCCAAAGAAAGGAGACACAAUGCGAGUAGUAGCGGGCCGAGGACCGGUAUCUAAAGUUAAUAUUGGCCCCUUAAUUCGGAUACCUGUACAGAUACAAUUAAGUAAAAGUGAAAAGUCAAUUGAUACACUAUUAAACACGAGUACCCAGAUUUGCAUUUUAAAUUCCGCAGAUUGAAGGGGGAGAAAGGAACCCCUUAUCAAGUAAUUAGAGUCGGAGGCACCAGACAACCAGGACAUCUAGUCUGACAAACCUUCGCAUUACCCAAUGGCUCUAAGGUAACAGUGGCCGCAGUCAUACUUAAAGGGGGACCAAGCUUACUGGGACUUAAUGUACUGAGAGGACAGUGGUUUGCCCUUGAACAAGAGAAUUGGCAGUUUGAGCGCGCAGUACCUCACCGAGAACCAGAAGAAACAGCUGUAACAGCUGUAACUCGAUGUAGCAUGAUCCCACUAACCCUGCCUCCCAUGAAAGGAGUACACAGACCCCAGUAUCGAACUCCCCCCGAGGCCACCCAGCCUAUCCAGUGUAUCAUAAGUCAGCAGUUAGAAGACAGGACUAUUAUCCAAACCCACUCCCCACAUAACAAUCCAGUGUGGCCAGCGCGCAAGCCACAUGGAGGGUGGCGGUUGACUUUUGACUUUCGAGCUUUGAAUGCUAAUACUGACCCCUUAACAGCUGCCAUCCCAUCACUACCAGCCUUGACAGAAAGCAUCCGAAGUUAUGGACCCGUGUGGAUGGGAUCUGUUGAUAUCAAAGACAUGUUUUUUCCUAUUCCCAUCCAGGAGAGCCACUGGCCAGUAUUUGCUUUUGCGUGGAUAGGGCAACAGUAUACCUACACCGUGUUGCCCCAGGGGUGGAUACACAGCCCCACCCUGGCUCAUGGAGUUUUAGCUACAAUAGAUCAUGAAGUUCAAGAAAAGUACCCUGACGUACGCGUGUGGCAGUACAUAGAUGACGUUAUGGUAAGCAGUCAAGACAGAGAGGCUGCCAUCAAGUGCAGCCUUUGAAUCAUUGAAACAAAAAGUGCUUACCUUUGGAGUCACACUGUCUGAACAAAAAAUCCAAGAGGUCGGGCCCCAGUGUGAAUUUCUAGGACCAGAAUGGCAGAAUGGGGGGCCCACAAUACCAGCUGAGGAGCUGCGAAAUAUAGCAGAGACCUCGACUUCCACUAAUGUGAAAGAACUGCAAGUCCAAUUGGGAGCACUAAAUUUUUGGCGUAUGCAUGUUCCUGAGUUUAGCAUAUUGGCUCGUCCCUUGUAUAAUCUAUGUAAAAAGAGAACUAAAUGGGAAUGGGGUCCUGAGCAUAAAUAUGCCUUGCAAGCCCUUAAAGAAGCAGUAACUGUUCAUGCCUCUCUAGCAGCACGAUGUCCCGAAGGAGAGCUUUGGCUCCAUAUCGGUGUCUCGGAAGGAGGACCACACUGGAGCCUGUGGCAGAAAGGGUCCUCGGAAGCAGAAGGAAAACCCCUUGGAUUCUGGAGCCGAGGCAGGAGAGGGGCAGAAGCAAGGUAUACUCUCUGAGCCCAGAUGUUGUGUGCAGCAACAGCAGCCCUGGAAGCCACAGAAGCACUGAGAGGGGAAUUACCCACAGUUAUCACUACUCCGAUACCUAUCCUUGGAAUGGCUCUGCCAGAUCGCCAGCUACCACCUGGGGGGAGAGCCCAAAACACUGCGGUCCAAAGGUGGAUUUAUUACAUUUUGAGCCAAGUCCAAUGAGUAACCCCACAAGGACACCCUGCAUUAGUUAAAAGAGUCACUGAAAGUACAAUUAAUGUUUAUCCUGAUCAAACAAGCUGCAGUGAACCUUCACCCAUCAAAGAAGCACCUCCUUUCUCACCUGAAAUGGAAACCUCAGCCGAUGUUGAAGUCUGGUUUACAGAUGGGUCUGCUCGAGGUCGUGCCUGGAGAGCAGCCGCCUUGAGGAUUCGAGAUGGCAAGCAAAUAGUAUCACACGGCCUUGGAAAAAGCGCGCAGUAUGCCGAGCUCCAAGCAGUGCUCGGUGUGGCUGUGUGGGAGUUAAUACAGGGUCCGCGUCCUAGAAGGCCCAUCUAUAUUCAUUGUGACUCCUGGAUGGUAGUAGAAGGAUGUACUAAAUGGCUACCCCUAUGGAAUAAAGAGGACUUUAAAAGACGAGGACAAGACAUUUGGAGCCACGAAGAGUGGAAAGCCUUAUGGGAGUUAGCCCAAGAUAAACUUCCUCUACACAUGCGACAUGUGAGUGCAGCACAUGGAAAUAAGGCAGGAGAAGGCCCAGAGGCAAAGUGGAAUAGGCGAGUUGAUCAGCUAACAAGAGAGGAGAGCGCUGAAACCUUGUAUGUUGAAGAAAAAGAUAAAGUGGCUAAUCCAUCGCUACCCAACUCCUCCUCCCACGGUACACCUGGGGAACGAGCCGCAGAAUGGCUACAUCGACAACAUGGACACCCCGGGCGUGACGGAACCGCCCGCCUGGCCGCAUCUUGGGGCAUUCAUGUAACUAAGAAAAAGCACAAGAAAUAGUCGACGCAUGCAUCACUUGCCGUGAAGUAAAAAUGCGAUUAAAACCCUGCCCGACUGUCCUGUUGUCAUUACGUGAAGGAAAGGUAGCAUGGCAGGUAUGGCAAUGUGAUUUCAUAGGCCCCCUCCCUCGGACUUCCCGAAAGCGACAGUAUGCAUUUGUGGCUGCGGAAGUUGUCACAGGAACGACAUUUGCCCAUGCCUCACCGAGAGCUACAGCCCAGGAUGCUUGUGCAGCACUGGAAACUCUGCUAGCUGUGUAUCCACCACCUACAGAACUACACAGCGAUGAUAGUCCUCACUUCCGCAAUCAUCUUGUGUAUGGUGGGACUGCAAAACAUAGCAUGUUAUGGACGUAUCACAUCCCAUACCAUCCGCAGUCUAACGGAUUGGUAGAGCAAGCCAAGGGCAUCCUCAAAUGUAAUUUGCAGGUAGCCGCUGGCCCAGCUCUUAAAGACUGGGACUUGCACCUGAAUCGAGCUAUCAAUUGGGCCAAUAACCGACCCCAUCCGGGAGGUAGCCCCAUGCAACAGGCCUUUGGAUUGGGUGGUCCCCGGGAGCCGGCAGUAGAGCGACCUAGGGCUGGUGACCCGGGAAAGCUCCAGGCAGGAGAUCGGGUAGUAGUGAAGCAUCCUCAAAGAAAUAAAUGGGAGGGGACACUAUUAGCAAACGGUAUGCAUAAUACAUGGUGGAUAUUUAAGUCAGAUUUAUCUCACGGGAGCCAAGCUCCUUGUUGUCUUGUUCCUACAGAUUAGAUGUGUCCACAAGUGCAGCCAUAACCAUUUCUAAUUGAGCCUGCCACUGAAGACGAGUCCUGCUCUGUCACCGGUCUGAAUCGACUGGCACCAUGAAGUGGUGGACUGUUAUGAAUGUACUCUUUUUAUGAACGCCUUAUUGUGUCUCCUGGGUAGGGCGUGUCUACUAUCCUUCUUAUUACCCAGAUAUUAAUGAACUUGCUCCUGAAGACCUCAAGGAGUGGCCUGACCCUGGAGAGCAUCCCCCGGAAACGCGUUCAGAUGGCCUUCACGUGGUCCAGCUGCAGUAUCCAUACUAAAAGAAACCUGCCACCCCGGAGCAGGUGAAGUCCUGGUCUCUGAGUAGAAGAAACAUGAUAGUUGACUCGCAAGGUGGUAACUGUCAGUACACCUGUGGCACCAGUUAUUAUCUUGGGUUCAUUCCCUACCUGAAGGCUGAAAUGGCUAACUGUGGGAGAGGAGGGGAUUGUUGUAGCUCUGCUCAUUUAAAAAUGUGUUGUUACAUACUUCCUGAGGGGAACCCCGUUGAGCUCAACGCCCCUGAGUUUGUGUCCCCAAUAGUGCGUUCUGCAUCUGUUCAGCCUCUCGAGCCACUGCGCUUAUGGGAGGAUCUCCCCCUCCCAUCCCUAUGGCUGACAACACUCUCCAGGGAUGGUGUGAGACCCACAAGUAGGAGAGCGCAUCACAGGUUGGAACAAAGUUAUUACAUGGUUUGUGAAUCAUACCUACACAGAGGUGUGGUCGUAUGGUACCCACUUUAACACAACCAGAAGAAGGCUGUAUCCACAAGUCUCCACCACUUAUCCUCAUCCUUUUAUACCAGUGAAGUUCCUAAAGCAAAUUAGUGCUAUGAUUCUGCCAGAGCAGUGCCGUUUCAUUAACCCGAUACAGCAUCAUCCCCAUGAACGACAGUGGGAGCUCUUUCACUCUCUGGGAAGUGAAGCAUGGCUACAGGCUCCCAAAGAAGGAAGAGGCAGCUCUAUGAAAAGGAUUAGUUAGCUGUUGCCUGGAUCAGGCCCGUGGACCUCAAAGAGCCCAAGAACUGCAUGCCAGGGUCCUUUCCCGGUACCCAUUUGGACAGUGUCGUUCAGGGACGCCUGGCUUCGCUGAAGUUUGUGGAAAGAGAAGCUCACUGUGUACCAGGCAUCAGAGGGGACUGCCGAUAAGUUGCCAAUGCAAAUUGCUUUUGUCUGUCACUGUUUGUCUUGUUACUACACAUACUUGUGUUUUUGUUAAGUCAAUAAAUCUUUCUUACCUUUCUACCCCCGAACACACUCUCAAUCCUGAACCCUCUGCAGGUGGCUGGGACAGUGGCAGGCAAGAUAGAGGGUGCCUCUAGGGCAAGACUGGCAUGAUUAAGGAGGCUACGGGAAACACGGCCACCCCUAGGGCCCCCACCCUGCUACAGACGCGCUCCGACUAGAAUGGGACAGAAGGCAGAAGCAAGUGGUGCUGAGCCUGGACCUGGAAAAGGCCAAUGACAGAGUGUCACACUGACUUCUCUUCAAGAUGCUGAGAUGAAUGGGCAUCCCCUCGACCUUCACCAGCUGGAUAAGGACCCAAGCAGCAAGGUGCUGGUCAACAGGUUCCUGAGCACGUGGAUCGCGAUAGAGUCGGGGUCCGGCAGGGCUGCCCACUCUCCCCGAUUCUUUUCCUCGACGCCGUUGACCCCUUGGCCCAGCACAUCAGGCAAGAACCUGGGAUGCACCGAGUCCAGAUCCCUGAAGGAAGCAAGGAAAAGAUCAAGGUCCUGGCCUACAUGGACGACCUGAACAUCCUGUGCCAGAAUAAGUGUGCAGGAGGAAGAGCCCUGUGGCGCACAUGGUUUUAUGAAGUGGCAGCAGGCGCCAAGCUCAACAUGAGCAAAACCCCUGCCUGGCCGUAGCCGAGCUCGGGGACCUGGAGGCCCCGGGGUCUCAGUCCCCUGUGAGAGGUCAAGAUCCUCACGGUCCGUUUUGACCCUGAGCUAAGCAGAGGCAGAGCGUGUGAGAAGGAGGCCAAGGUGAAGCAGAGGAUGGGUUGGUGGCAUGCGUGCCACCUCCCCAUGGGGGGGGACGCGUGGUGCUCAUGAAGGCAGUGAUGCUACCAGUGCUUCUGUACACCGCACUGGUCUCCCCACAUCUCCCAGGUGUAUCACCCACGCAGUCCAGCAACCAUGUGCAUUUCUUCUGGGGAUCCAGUAUGGAGAAGGUGGCAAGGAAGAUCCUAUACAAAAAGAAACAAACUGGGGGCAGGGGGAUGCCAGACAUCCACCUCUUCCUGCGGGCAAGGUAGAGGAGCCAGAUCUGCAAGCUCGCGACCGGGCCAGCAACCAAAACAGCCUGUCUUGUCAAGUAUUUUACAGGUCACCUCCUGAGGGAGUGUGGGGAAAGGUAAGCCGGCUCCUGGAGGGAGUGACAGGAGUCAGGCUGAUGACGAGGGAGGCGACGCUGUACAGACGCUUGACCAAACAUCUGGGGUCCCCGACAACCCGCUUCGACCCGUUUGUGUCCUGCGUCGGGAGCGCCCCGUGGCAACGCAGGAACCUCCUCACGUACAGACACAUGAACCGCGGGGAGCAGAGUGUUAAAAUGUUUCUGAGCAAACUCCAGUCCUACUACCGGAAAUCGGUGGGACAGGAUGGAGAAGACACAGCCAACUCCACCUGGAAAAGAGACACUUGGCACAGGCUGUUCAAAGACCCCUGGAAGGAGAACCGGACAGGGAGAACGAAGAGGACAGUGACACAACCGGACCUGGAGACGGCGAGAUGGACGACAACGGGACCAGCAGCAGCGGAAGUGACAGCGACGGGAACAAGGACUGUGAACGAAGUCAGAAGGGAAACCCCAAAUCGGGGCUUGGUGUAAGGAACUGUGAUUGGGCCGCUGUCCUGGGCUCCUGCCUGCAGCCGGCGCCGGCCCAGAGCCACAUCGCCCUCACCCCUGACCCGCCGCCAGCCCCGCAGGUCGGGGGCGCCGUGACCUUGGCCCUGCAGCCACCGCAGAGCCUUGCGGUCUGCAUCUGGUACCGCGGGACUGAGACCGUAUUAUCCGCCGAGAUCUUGACCUACGUCCAGGGCACUGGCCAGAGAAACGGCUCCAGCUACACGGGGCGCGAGACGGGGCGGCCCGACUGCUCCCUGCACAUCACGGGGUUAAUGCUGAACGACUCCAGCCCCUAUUCUCUGUGGCUGCCCACGACAGGCUCCCUUGUCUCGGUGACCUUGGCAGUGUAUGAGAUGCUGUCGCAGCCCAAGGUGUUAUCCUCCAACUUCACUGUGGUGGAGAACAGGACCCUGAAGCUCACAUGCGAAGCCCCCCCCAGCACCGAGACGCUGCUGUGGGACUGCGACGGCUCUGUCCUUGUGCCCGGCGGCCGUGUGGAGCUGUCCCCAGGGAACCAGACUCUGACGGUGCCGGGGGUCGGCCGGGACGACGCUGGUAAUUACACUUGUGAGGUCAGGAACCCCAUCAACACAGUGCACAGUGAGGGGGUCAUUGUGACCGUGAUCUAUGGUCCGCUCACUGCCCACAUCUCCCCGCCGAGGCCCCUGCACCUGCUACUCGGUGACAAUGUGACCCUGACAUGUGUGGCCGACUCAUUCCCGGCCCCGCAGUUCCACUGGUCCCACAAUGGGUCUGAUCUGGUCCCAGCCCUGACCAGUGCCGUCCUGAGCCUGGCGCUGAGGGGCGCAGAGCAGACGGGUGUGUUCGAGUGCCACGCCACCAACCCCCACACGGGCCGCAGCGCCACUGCCUCUGUCUCUGUCGCCCUGGGGCCAGGGCAGCAGGCAGAUCCCAGUCUCUCAGCCGGAGCUGUGGCUGGGAUCACGCUGGCAGCUGCAGCGCUGGGGGGGGCCCUGGCCUAUGUCUUAUUCCGACACUGUCGGAGGAAGAAGACACCACAAGGCAGCACGGAUCCCCCCCCGGUGUAUGAGAACGUGAACCCCCCGGCCUGUGUGAGGGCAGCGGCCCAGCCCGGGAGCUCCCCCGACCCCACCUACCAGACGCUGCAGCCCGGCACCAGGGACCUGUACCAGGAGCUGAGGACCUGAGCAAUGCCCCCCCAGCCCAGUGCAUGCUGGGACCUCAGUGUACUUGACCCCUGCACUGUGAACAAAUACAGAAAACCCUUGCUAUUUGCA
This is a messenger RNA of Alligator mississippiensis (American alligator), 7634 nucleotides long. Its product is annotated as carcinoembryonic antigen-related cell adhesion molecule 16-like. Lineage: Eukaryota; Metazoa; Chordata; Crocodylia; Alligatoridae. The record is from RefSeq and is a predicted model, not a curated record. Bases 6258 to 7544 code for a protein of 428 amino acids. The transcript has 8 exons.